UGAAGAGGCAAACUUGCUUGCGUUAAAGAGUUGUUCUUCGUAAACAUCAGCAGCAUGUUGACAGAAAAGUCGAUGAAUGAUUCCGUGAUAUCUGGAAUUAAUACAGGAUAUUCACUCUUCUGCAACUAAGCAUGGCGCCGAAUGUGAUGGACUUUCAACUCGCCUUUACAGUGGUAUUUUUGGGCUGUUACCUUAGUCUUGGAGAACCUUUGAAGGCCAAGUUACCAGGCAUGUUAUUUCCCAGAGAAUCCGAGAGUCGAGAAGUGAAGGAUUUUUGUGGAUUUUGGAACUUCCGGGCAGAUAUGUCUGCAAAUAGGAAUACCGGUUUCGAACAGAAUUGGUUUGCUAAACCUCUAUCGCAGACAGGCGAUGUUAUUCCAAUGCCUGUACCAUCAAGUUAUAAUGAUAUAACACAAGACAAAGCCUUGAGGGACUUUAUUGGAUGGGUGUGGUAUGACAAGGAAGUUUAUGCUCCAAAAACUUGGAAUUCUGAAGAAAUCAGGGUCGUGCUCCGCUUUGAAAGUGCACAUUACAACACUAUCGUGUGGCUUAAUGGUAAAGAAGUGAUGACACACUCUGGCGGCCAUCUUCCCUUUGAAGCAGAUGUUACAUCACUGUUGUCUUUUGGAGCAAUCAACAGAAUAACUGCUGCAGUGAACAACACCUUGACUCCUUCUACUCUUCCACCAGGAGAAAUAAAAUAUAGGACUGGUGAUAGGUAUCCUCCAGGAUAUUUUGUUCAAGAAACUACCUUUGACUUCUUUAACUAUGCCGGUAUCCAUCGUCCGGUCAAACUUUACACUACUCCAGUUGUUCACCUGUCAGAUAUCACCAUAACAACAGACUUCUCAGAGAAUGAGGGCAUGGUCAAGUUUCACACCACAACCUCCUCCAUGAAUGUGUCAAUGAGUUAUGAACUUAUGGACAAGGCUGGUAAUGUGGUAGCCUCAACUGAAGGUUCAGGCCUGUUUGAAGGAACAUUGAUUGUGAAGAAUCCAAUGCUUUGGUGGCCAGUUGGAAUGAGUCAUCAACCAGCAUAUCUGUAUUCAUUGAAGGUCAAAACUCAUUCUCAUCUGCAUGAUACUGAUGACAUUUACUACCUACCUGUGGGUAUUAGGAAAGUUGAGGUGAAGGGGACAAAGUUUCUCAUAAACAACAAGUCAUUUUACUUCAAAGGAUUUGGCAAGCAUGAAGAUGCGGAUAUUCGCGGUAAAGGAAUGGACUAUGCUAUCAUAGCCAAAGACUUUAACCUUAUCAAGUGGUUGGGCGCCAAUUGUUUCCGCACCAGUCAUUACCCCUACGCUGAUGAGAUUAUGGACAUGGCGGACGAACAAGGGAUUGUUGUCAUUGAUGAAAGCCCUGGAGUGGGAAUUAGAGAAGAGAACUUCAGGAAUGACACGCUCCACCAUCACUUGGAUGUCAUGGCAGAGUUAGUUCGUCGCGACAAGAAUCGACCCUCAGUUGUCAUGUGGUCUGUAGCCAAUGAACCAGCAUCUGGGGAUUCUGCCGCUGGACCUUACUUUAAAUCCGUUAUCGAAUUUACUCGCUCAUUGGAUACAACUCGACCUGUCACGUUUGUCACUUCCUCCCGCGCCGACGAAGAUAAGGCGGUGCAGUAUGUUGAUGUAAUUUUGUGCAAUCGCUACUAUGCUUGGUACGAAGAUUGUGGACAAACUCAGCUCAUCAGCCGCCAGUUAGAGGGAGAGCUUAGAGCCUGGUUUGACACGUUUAAUAAACCAGUGGCUCAAUCUGAAUAUGGAGCUGGCACGAUCGCUGGAUUUCACAUGGACCCACCUCUCAUGUUUACUGAGGAUUACCAGGUGGAAACCAUUCUGCAGUAUUUCCCCGUAUUUGAUAAAUUGAGGGAAGAAUUCUUUGUUGGUGAACUGAUAUGGAAUUUUGCGGACUUCAUGACCAAACAACAGACGACGCGAAUUGUUGGCAACAAGAAAGGGAUCCUUACCCGACAGAGGCAACCGAAAGCCGCAGCUCGGGUUCUGCGCCAGCGAUACCUGAACAUUUCAGUGGAAGUGGAAGAGAAUAGCUGGAGAGAAGAUAGCGCCGGCUUUAUGGGCAGAUUUUAUGCCACUGAAAACGUUGUUGGACUCGAUGAUAGAACUUAAGUACUUUGAAGAUCUCCAAACUGUAACAGUGACAUAAUGACGUGAUCAUUUUAAAUAAUGACGUGACGCAACAGAAAGGCGUAACAAUAAUUAUUCAUUUUUAAUGGACUGUGAUGGAGCUUGCGGCAAGGCGCUUCUGAGUAAUUUAGAAUAUAAUGGUGUUUGGGGACUUACCAUGUCUUCCUUAAGUUGCAUUUCUAUCUGUAAUGUGACGAUGCAAUGAAAUUUAUUGUGCUACCAUUGGAGCGCGCGCGAGCACUUGCGAGUGUUUGAACUAUCAAGAAAUUUUUUUAAUAAAAAUUUAAAUCUCUCGAGUA
Molecule: messenger RNA, 2440 nt
Organism: Stylophora pistillata
Lineage: Eukaryota; Metazoa; Cnidaria; Anthozoa; Scleractinia; Pocilloporidae
Product: beta-glucuronidase
Biological process (GO): carbohydrate metabolic process
Molecular function (GO): carbohydrate binding; beta-glucuronidase activity
Source: RefSeq, a predicted model, not a curated record